Messenger RNA from Dendrobium catenatum, 8080 nucleotides. RefSeq lists its product as uncharacterized. Gene Ontology annotation, biological process: root development; embryo development ending in seed dormancy; leaf vascular tissue pattern formation. The record is from RefSeq and is a predicted model, not a curated record. NCBI's taxonomy places the organism in Eukaryota, Viridiplantae, Streptophyta, Magnoliopsida, Asparagales, Orchidaceae. The coding region runs from base 41 to 7549 and encodes 2502 amino acids. Gene Ontology annotation, cellular component: nucleus. The transcript has 11 exons.
GAACUCCAACGGUCACAAUUAUCUUCCCGCCUUCGUCAACAUGUAUGGCUCUCCGGCAAACUUCCGGCCUCGAGGCGGCCGAGGCCCUCCAAUUGGUUCUGUGACAGAUCUUUUACCGAAAAAUCUUAACUCGUCGUACGCCUCAUCUUCGAACUCUCCCUAUUGGCAGAGGGUAAAUUCUAAUUUCCAAAACCCUAGGUUCUAUUCUCCUCAAUUCCCAAAAAACGAGAACUACAUAGAUCAGUCCCAGCACUUCUCCAUAGAAGAGGUUGAAUCAGCAGUUAUUAAAGCUCAUAAGGACCUCCUAGAGGCAGGAGAGAAUGCAUCAGUGUGGAAGAUCUCCCAAUCCGUAGCUCGCUCUUUGAAAGUGAGCUCUUGGGAGGCUCUAGGGUUUAGGACAGUUGAUGCACCCACUCUUCGUAAUCUCCAACCAGUAGAAGGAAAGGUGAAUGCAUUCAUCCACUGCUUUGUGCAUACUCGAAAAAUGACUUCGAUAUAUGAACUGGGAUUGAGUAUUUGCAAGAAUGAAGGGGUUGACAAGUUUGAUGAGCUAAGGCUUGGGCCUCUACUACAACAUCCCUUAGUUCGAGACUACUUUUCAGUGUCUCCUGAUGCACAGGAAAUCUGUGAGAUCACAACUGAGGGAUUAGUCAGCCACCUCUUUGAAUUCCAUUAUGAAAAGAGAAACGAGAAAAUCAAGUUGGACGAGUUCUUUGAUUUUCUGGUGCUAAAGUGCUCAGUUGCUUCAAGGGGGCAUCUAGGUGUUCGGAUUCGGAGCAUGGGAUUGUUUAUCAAGUACAUUAAGGCAGGGAGAAGAGCAAAAAAAGUUGUUGUUAAAUUUAUUAAAGAAAGAGAAUUGCCAAAGGAAGAGCCAGAAAUGCCAUCACAAUUAAUUCCAGGUCAUCUUAAGUUAACUUCUCUCAUAGAUGAUGAAAGCGGUGACCACUGUGAGCAAUUUGUUCCCCUAGAUGAUGUUGACUAUGCUGACAAUUCUAUCAAUAGAGAAGCCAGGAAACAGGAGCCAUCUGAUUAUAACAACGAGUCACAUUUUAACGAUGCAAAUUUGAGUGAAAAAGAGCUACAUAUGGUUACUCAGUUGGGUGAUGAUGAAGUCAUAAUUGGGAAUGAAAAGAAACCGAUUAGACAAGAUGCUGCUGAGGUGACAAGUUUUGAGGAAAAUUCUACCGGGUUAACAAAAAUAUUCAAGAUAGAACCUUCAACUGAGAGAAAAUUAGCUUCAGAUGAUGAUAAUUGCUCUAAAGAAGUGGAGCAAGGUGCUCCUGUUAGCGUCGAAGAUAUUAUUAAGCAGAUAUGCAACUUUAUUGAACCUGAUCUCAUACUUAGUGGAAGAGGUAUACCGCUAGAAAAGCAACUGGUUUUGCGUGCUUGUGAGAUGUGGUUGAGGUUGCAAUUUUCUGUGAAAGAAUUCCAAUGCCUUAAUCAUGGGAAUUUCUUUGAGUUUGUAGACAAGUAUGCAUCUCAUCUUCCCCAUGACAAACGUUAUCUUUUGGCCCGAGACAUUUCCAAAAAGUCUGUCUGUGAAAUUUCUAUGCAUCAAAAGCAGUUUUUAGGCUUACUACUUCAAGCAGUGGGAAACAUGGACAAGGAGAUUGUUAUAAGUCAAGAGGAUAUUUUCAAACUUCUCAGAAAACAAUUUCCAUUAAUUGGUUUAAUGGUAACAAUAAAUGACUUUGACGAGAUGCUUUCUGAUUUAAUUAACUACAAAGAAAAAUUUAUUGCCUCCUCGGCAGUUUUUUCUGCUACCUUGUUGGGGAACUUCUGCAGGGGAAGUUUAUUUUCCCAAAGUGAAAAGUUUGAAGAAUCAUAUGGUGUGGUUACAGAAAGGGAUAUACCAUUUGGUUCACUUGGACCUGUAUCUGCAAAAGAUGCAAUUGAGUGCUUACUCAAGGCGCCCAUGCUAUCAGAGCUGCAAUCUUGGUCACAUUGGGAUCAUGUGUUUGCUCCAACACUUGGUCCUCUUUGGAAAUGGUUACUUAAUCAAGGGUCUAUUGAGGAAUUUUCAUGUAUUAUAACAAGUGAUGGAAGGAUCAUCAGAAUUGAUCAUUUAGCCACUCCUGAUGAAUUUUUGGAAGCUUCAAUUCGAGGUUCAUCAUUUCAAGCAGCGUUGAAGUUGUUGUCUUUGCUUCAGAUCUAUGGGGGUUCAUGCAAAGCUCCUGUUUCACUGUUAAAAUGUUAUUUCCAACAAGCUGUUGUUGUUGUAACAAAAAAAUUUGCUGAUCAUAUAGAAGCUUCUGCGAACUCCAGCCAAACUAUUCCACUUCAGAGAUCUUUCUUUACACAACAAAGUAGAAGUGUUACAAAAAAUGACUGGAGCAUUUUGCCCAAUAAUCCUAACAAAAUGUCAGAAAUUGGAGGAGGUAGUAGUGAUAUCUCACAGAUAAGUAAAGCCUAUUCGUACAUAUCUGUAUUUAUCCUCGAUUGUCUUGGCCAUUUACCUUCAGAAUUUCAUAGUUUUGCAGCAGACAUUUUGGUAUCAGGCAUGCAGUUUUCCUCCAAAAAUGCUGUCACAAUCAUUCUAAAUGAAUGCAGACAUGUCCAUGAGCGCAUAAUGCUUCAUGAAAUUGGAUUGUCCCUUGGAAUAAUGGAAUGGAUCAAUGAUUACAAGGAUUUUUCUUCAAAAGUUCCUGCUCGCAUGUCUGAACCACUUGGAACUCAAGGAAGGGGGUCUGAAGAAUGGGCCAUUCCUGAACUUAGUAAUUAUCUGCCUGAUUUCUUUGAAACAAUAUUGUCUUCAGACGGGGAAGCACAAAUGAAUAUAGAAACACCACUUCCAAUGUCAGGUCUACCGCAAGCAGCAGUUUGUGAAAGUUUUUGCAAGGAAUUGAGCACUGAGUUGAUGUAUACCUCUACACAGCUCGAAAAUAAAGAUUUUCAAUUCCGGGAUGCAGCUGCUCUUAUUGAACAAAUUCGAAGGGAGGAAUUUGGUUUGGAUCUAGAUACUGCAGAUACUGACUUACUAAAGAAGCAACAUGCUCGUUUAGGAAGAGCACUCAAUUGUCUUUCACAAGAGUUGUAUUCACAGGAUUCACAUUUUAUCCUAGAGCUGAUACAAAAUGCUGAUGAUAAUAGCUAUCCAGAAAACGUGGAGCCUACGCUGGUCUUCAUUCUUCAGGAAAAUGGAGUUAUUGUUUUAAACAAUGAGGUGGGGUUUUCUGCUCAGAAUAUGAGGGCACUUUGUGAUGUUGGAAAUUCAACAAAGAAGGGAUCAAGUGGUGGCUACAUUGGGCAGAAGGGUAUUGGCUUCAAAUCAGUUUUCCGGGUAACAGAUGCUCCAGAAAUUCACUCCAAUGGUUUUCAUGUCAAGUUUGAUAUUAAUGAUGGCCAGAUUGGUUUUGUCCUACCAACUAUAAUACCCCCAUGCGAUAUUGACUUUUUUAGAAGGCAAGUGAUAUGUGAUUCUGACCAACCACAUGCCACCUUCUGGAACAGUUGCAUUGUGCUUCCAUUCAAAUCAGAGCUUAAAAGAGGCAAGGGUAUGAGUCCGAUUCCCUCAAUGUUUUCAGAUAUUCAUCCUCACUUGUUACUUUUUCUUCGGCAUCUUAAGUGUAUCAGAUAUAAGAAUAUGAUAUCCAAUGAGUUAGUUGUCUUCAGAAGGGGAAGUGAUGAAAAUGGCAUAGCUACGGUUUCUAUUGGAAAGAAUAAAAUGAAUUGGUUGUUGGUUAACCAAAAUCUAAAACCAACUUUGAUCCGUCCUGAGGUUCAAACUACAAAGAUCACAUUAGCUUUCCCACUUGAAGAGUCAGAAAUUUCAAAAUAUAAAGCGCAGCUUGAUCAACAACAUGUUUUUGCUUUUCUUCCUUUAAGAAAAUAUGGCCUUAAAUUCAUUCUGCAAGGUGAUUUUAUAUUGCCUUCUUCUAGGGAAGAAGUUGAUGGAAAUAGUGCUUGGAACCAGUACUUGUUAUCAAGGAUACCAGAACUUUUUGUCUCUGCAGAGGAGUCAUUCUGCUCACUUCCUUGCUUUCAGAAGAAUCUGGGGAAAGCAGUUACAACUUUCAUGAGUUUUGUUCCUUUGAUGGGUGAAGUUCAUGGUUUUUUCUCAGAUCUUCCACGAAUGAUUUCAAAAGAACUUCGCAAGUCAAAAUGCUUACUUUUGGAUGGAUUUAGUGUUGAGUGGGUUCCUCCUUGUAGAGUACUUCGAAAUUGUGAUGAGCAGCUUCGAAACUUUUUGUCGAAUAGUUUGCUUCAACAGCAUUUAGGUCUUAGUUACUUGCAUAGGGACAUAUUCUUGCAUGAUUCAUUGGCUAAAGAAUUGGGUAUUCAAGAAUAUGGACCUGAAUUUUUAGUUGAACUCCAAUCCUCUGCAUGUCGUUCAGGUGGGACUAGUUUAUUGAACAUAGAGUGGUUGUCUUGUUGGCUUAAUGCUCUUUGUAUUUCCAUUUCAUCUAAUGCUUCCAAGAAUUUAGCAUCAGCAAAUACUGAAAUGGAAUUCAGCCUUGUCAAAAAAUUAAAAGGCCUUUCAUUUAUUCCACUAUCUGAUGAUUCAUUUGUCUCAGUAGCAGAAGGGCCAGUUUGGUUGCCCUUUGAUGUUUCCACUUUGAAACAUGAAAGUGGAAAUGUUCUAAAGCAACUUCCUGGUCUUUAUUCCAACCUGAGGAUUGUAAAUCCCCUCCUAUUUUCUACAAAAUUUUCAGAGGGUAGCAAUUUUGAGGAGAAUGUAGUGAGCAAUAUUAUCCGAAUCCUGUUGAAAAUCGGUGUGCGGCAAUUGUCUUCACAUGAUGUUAUCAGAAAUCAUAUUUUGCCAUCUAUUUCUUAUGGAAGAAUUUCCGGUGUGUCCACAAACUUGAUGACUGAGUACCUCUUUUAUAUAAUGACACAUCUUCAAUCUGCCUGCUCCAGUUGUGAUACAGAAAGAAGAGACAUCAUCUCUGAGCUACAGAGACAGUCAAUUAUAUCAACAAAUCAUGGUUACAUAUGCCCUACUGAAAAGCCGAUCCAUUUCAGCAAAGAAUUUGGCAAUCCUUGUGACAUGAAAGAAUUGAUAGAUGAUAUCGAUAUUGAGUGGAAUGAAUUAGACAACUGCUACUUGCAACAUCCCAGCACCCAGUCAUUAUCUAAUGGGUUGAACAAGUGGAGAGAAUUUUUAAUGGAAUUAGGUAUCACUGAUUUUUUGCAAGUAAGACGAGUAGAAAAAAGUUUAAAAGAGGUUUUAGACAUGGAUUCUAAAAGCAUGCCAGUUUAUGGUGAUGCUAUUGAUGGUGAAACAAUCAUUGAAGAUUGGGAGUCACCUGAGUUAACCAAUUUACUAUCUGCACUUUCAACAAAGAAACAUUUGGAUAAGUUUAAAUAUCUGCUGGAAGUUUUUGAUAAAAUGUGGGAUGAUUUUUAUAUCUUGAAAUCUACAUGUCAUAAUCCUUUUCAAUGUGGAGUGCAAUUGAAGAACUUUGAGUCCUCAUUCAUGAGAUGUAUACGUAAAUUUAAAUGGGUAGCUUCUAGCAUUGAUAAUGAACUUCACUGCCCUGAAGAUCUUUUCUAUAAUUGCAAGGCAGUUCAAUCUAUUCUGGGAACUGCUGCUCCAUAUGCUGUUCCAAAGGCUUCGAGCAAAAGAUUUGUAAAGGAUAUUGGAUUAAAGGUUCAAGUUACACUUGAUGAUGCUAUCAGAGUGCUACAGCUCUGGAGAACCUCCAAGACUUCUUCCAGCAUAUUUCAGAUGAAUCAAAUUUACACUUUUGUUCAAGAAGAAUUGGCUAAAUCAAAGGAAAAGAUCACCGAUGUGAAAUCAGAUAUUGUCAUAUUCGUUCCAUCAGUAUGUAAAUCUGAAAACAAGGAUGUUGUGUCUGGUACAUUUAUGCUUCCAGAUAAAUUAUGCUGGCAUGAUGCAACUGGUUGUGUGGGAAGAUUGAGGGAAUUAACCCAUUCGCAUGACCCAGCAAGUGCAACAAAGCUUCCAACAUGCUUGACACUGUCCAUUCUAUAUCCAGAUCUUUAUAAUUUUCUUGUGACUAUCUGUGGUGUACCUGAAGCACCUUCGUUCUGUGAUUACCUUACAAUACUGCGUCAUUUAUCAUAUGUUGCAUUACCUUCAGAGGUUGCUCAUGAAGUUUUUCGGGUAUUUCUCAAGUGGGCCGAUGAUUUGAAAUCUGGAUUAUUCAGUUGUGAUGAAAUAAAUGACUUCAAAUAUUUUCUUUUAAAAUCAGAAAACACAGUGCUUCCAACGAUGCAGGAUACAUGGGUUUCCCUUAAUCCAACAUUCGGUACCGUAUGUUGGACUGAUGAUGACGAAAGAAUGGAGCAAUUUAAGGAUCUCAAUGAUGUUCAUAUUUUACAAUUUGGUGAACUUACUACCAGUGAGAGGGAAAUGCUUUGUGGAAAGGUUUCCAUAUUUAUGCAAAACAUAGGUAUUCGUGCACUUGCAGAGGUCAUAUCUCGUGAAGCCAUUUCAUAUGGUAUUGCAGACAACAAUUAUGAAGCUUCUUUAAUUAAUUGGAUUCUUCCCUAUGCUCAACGGUACCUACAUAAGAUGCAUCCUGACCUAUAUUUGCACCUAAAGGAGCUUGAAUUUACAAAAACUAUCAACCUUCAGGUUUUUGUUGUCGAGAAAUUAUAUUACAAAAAUUCUGUUAAAGGACGUGAUAGUUCAAAUGCAAAACGGUUUGAAUGUAACUGUCUUCUAGAGGGAAAUAUCUUUUACAUAAUACCGAAUACAGAUUCUCAUGAAUUGUUUUUGGAGCUCUCCCGACUUUUCUUUCAUGGACUUCGUAAUCUACAUAUUGCAAAUUUCCUUCAUAUCAUCACUACUAAGGCUGAGUUAGGCUACACCGAGGCGCAAAUUGAAUCUUUUAUUGUUGGUAGCUAUCAGGUGCCCGUCCUUCCUGAAGGGGAGCCUCUAUGGGCUUUUUGUGUCUUAGCUGACUUUAACUAUGCCGGAGACACAUCACAAUUGAAAGCUAAGCAACAAUAUACAGAAUUAGCAAGAAACCAGUUUUCAAAUUUGUGCUGGCCUCCAGUAAAUUUGAAGGCCUCAGAAGGUCUACCCUCUGCUUCAGAUAUUUUUCCUAAGAAAAAUCCAGUUCCUGGAUUCAUUCACUUUGACGAUGUUCCAGUUCCAAUCGAUGGGUUUGUUCAAACAGCCUUGGAAUCAGCGAUGUCAUAUAAGAAUAAAGACAUUCUGUGUUUGGAAACUUUGGAAGGUCAAUCUUCUAAAACUGGCAGAUUAGGAGAGAAGAUAGCUUACAGAUACUUCACCGAGAAGCUAAGUGAAGAAGCAGUGCAGUGGGUCAAUAGAGAUUUUGAGAUGGGAUUACCCUAUGACUUGAUCAUUAAGAAAAAAUCUGAAACGGUAUAUGUAGAGGUCAAAAGCACCAUUUCUGCAUCCAAAAACUGGUUUCCAAUUUCAAAAAAUGAGUGGCAGUGUGCCAUAGAGAAGGAAGAAUCAUUUAUCAUUGCUUGGGUGAUAUUGUCCAGCCAAACAAAUGCGAAGAUUGGCAUCUUGAAGAACCCUGCGAAACUUUGCCAACAGAAUGUGCUGCAGCUUGCUUUAAUUCAGUCACCAAACUCUAUGAACCUCACUGAAGUGCCUUUGCAUGAUUAGCAUUUUCUCAAACAAAUUACAAUGGUAGGAUGAUUCAAUGUGAUUUGAGAUGAAGUUAUAUAUUGAAGAUUGCUGAGCUCAAAGUUGGCAUACAUUGCAGGAAAUACAGUAAUGAAGAAUCAAGAAUAUAGAGGGGAGUUUGACUAUGUAGUAAACCUCAUGAAGAUGUUCUGAUUAUUGUAAUAGAAAGAUACUUUAGAAAAGUAGUAAGAAAACUGUCCAAACAAAACCUUAGAUUAAUGUAAAUAUCAGUUGUCGACAUGUAACCUUUUUUUAGUUUGUAAAUUAAUGUACAUUUUUCCAUAUCCUAUAUUUUACUUUUCAUUCUGCAUGCAUAAUUCACCAAAAAAUGUUAUAUGACAUGGAAUAUUCAACACAAAAAGGUGGACUUCAACUUCCAGAUUGCUUGUGGUUCAGAGUCAAUCCCCCUAUUAUGUAGGGCAUUAUGGGACGGCUUUCUAUUAAAAAUUUUAUGCUAAAAAACUGCUUUAACAAGCCGUAAAAUAGUCGUCCCAGACGAAACCUUCUUUU